Messenger RNA from Podarcis lilfordi (Lilford's wall lizard), 14788 nucleotides. The record is from the annotation of a GenBank genome assembly. Lineage: Eukaryota; Metazoa; Chordata; Lepidosauria; Squamata; Lacertidae.
AUGCAGGUGGUUCCUCUCCACUUCCUCCACCCGUAAACCUUCCCAAACAGGGUGAAAAAUAUUUCCGGGGCCAUUUCCUUGGUUCAGCAAAGAUACAACUGUCAGUCACUCCGGCCCCCAGUGCAAUUGUGGAAACUGCAGCUAGUGUGUCUCUAAAUUAUGAACAAAGACCAGCUCAGUAUGCUGACUGGAUGCUAACUGUGCCCGUGGGCAGCGCCAGGGUGCCAACUGCUCUCCCUUCUCAGGGCUCUUUAUCCUUAAACGCAACUUGGAUUGGAUGCUCCUUCAGAUACAGACAGUGUGGUAUAGUGGUUACUGCGCUGGAUCAGGAUGGGGAGUUCAGGGCAGACACACACAAUAAAAACACAUGGAAUCAUAAACUUAAGUAAACACUCAUGUGGUUUUGCUUUUCUUUCUUUGGGCUUAUUUAAUUUUAUUUUGAUCUAAAAGCCUAAUCACAUCAGCUACGGUGUCCUGUCUGUGGUAAUUCUAAAGUCAAAGUUAGUUGUCCCCAAAUCCUGUUAACAUUUGGGACUGGAGCAACAGUGUUUGCAAGAAGAUACUAUUUGAGAACUGGGUGUGGGAGACAGGAAACCAAUUCUUCCCUCACUGAUUCCUUCUCGAGUAAACAAUUGUUUUUCUCAGUCUUUACUUCCUUCCUCUUCCUGCUCCAGUCAGUUAGUAUUAGACCUUUUACUAGCCUCAUGAUGGCCACAUGGCUCUCCCACAAAUUUUCCUGGGGACUGUAGUUAGUUAAGGGUGCUGGGAAGUGUAGCUUCUGGGGGUAAAUGGCCAUUGCCAGGAUUCUUUGGCAGACGCCAUGCACUUUGAAUUCAUGGUACAGAUGUGAAGCUGCACACUGUAACGGUUUUCCCCAGCUUAUGCUGUUUCUUUUCAAAAACUAUGAGUCACCCAGAGGGAGGGAAAGGCCCGCCCUGUAACUUGAAACUGGAGAAAGGAAACUAAAGCUUUUGUUCUCAUUUCAGGCAGACGAAAUGGCAGACGAGGGUCCAGUCCAGAACCUCUGCGAGGAAACAACAUGUUCCAUCUGCCUGGAGUAUUUCACAGAUCCAGUGAUCAUAGAAUGCGGCCACAAUUACUGCCAAAGCUGCAUCACCGAGGCUUGGGGAAAAUCAGACCAAGAAGCUUCUUGCCCUCAGUGCAGGGAACCUCAUCAGCAAAGGAAUUUCAGGCCCAACCGGCAACUGGCCAGCAUUGUGGAAAUAGUCAAGAAAUUCAGCCUUCAGGCGGCCAAAGGGGUGGAAGUGCUGGGAAGGGUUUGCAAGAGACAUCAGGAGCCCCUGAAACUCUUCUGCGAAGACGACCAAGCCCCCAUCUGUGUGGUGUGCGACAAAUCCAAGGAGCACAGGAAGCACAAAGUGAUCCCAAAGGAGGAGGCCUUUGAGGAGUAUCAGGUAGGGAGCUGUAGGACUGGGGACCAGGCUUCCACGGGAUGCUCAGUUAUCCAAGGGAUGGGGAAAAUAUUUCAGCCCGAGGGCUGCAUUUUUCUCUUUGCGAAAUUCGGGCGGGGCAUGUGGGUGAGUGUUUGUGUCCCAAACGCUGCUGGUUAUUGGGGCCUGAGGCAAAAGGGGACAGAGCAACACUUGAAAAUUUCACCUUUUUGCAGUAGGCUAGUUCCUACAAACGCUCUCAUGGCCAUCUAUGUUCACCACCUAAGUAAGUGGGAAGCAUUAGUGGAGUUCAGGGACACAUUCUAGCCAGGCAAAAAAAGACUCGGGGAGGAUGUGAACUGGAGCUGGCGAAUGUUGCAGCCUGGGGAGAGGCCAGAUAGUGAGGCCUGCAGCUCCUAUCUUGUACUGAGCAUUCAGUAGUAGGAACAUUCGCAGGAAGUUCCAAGGGAACUUGAAAAAUGCACAUUUCAACCAUCUCCCACCUUUUCCUGCCCCAGGAGCCCAGAGAACUACCAGGGCAGGGAAACGCUGGAAGGCUGAUCUGAGGGCCAUAUCUCAACAGUAAGACCGAAGAAGGUCCCAGGUUCAUUCCUUAGCAUUGUUAAAGAUUUUCUUGUUUUACAGAAGUAUGUGCAAUGUCUCUCGUAUUUUUUCCAUGUAACAUUUUUACAAAUCAGUUUCAUUUGUUGAGACAUGGGGGGGGAAGAUGGGUGGGGGUCGGGUGGCGAUGUUUCUAUUUUGCUUAAUGUAUGUAGGGUUUGGUGUCAGCGCUGCUCGUGCUGUUCAUUUGUGUUUCUUUGGUGGUGAGAGAGGUUGGGGUUGACCUAGGGUGUGGUUGUUUGUUUGUGAUUGGCUGUGGUGAUCUUUGUUUUCGUGUGUGAGUGGGGUGGCUCCCCUUUAUCACAUACACAGCCCAACAAGACAGUGACAAUAAUCCACCAACAGCAUGCAAAUCAACAUGGCUAACCUGAUUCCUUUGCUUUGUUAUGUAGGGCUAGGGAAAGCCUUUGCCCCAAAGCAACUUUCUGUCAGUAUAGAAAACAGACCAGAGGUCUGACUCUGUAUGAGCCAGCCUUGUGGAAGCAUUUGACGUUCCCCAGGUCCCAGCAGUUUCUCUUUUUCUCUAGUCUCAGAAUUUAUGUUGGGAAACGGAUGUUAUGCCCACCAUUUUUUACUCAGGAUAGUUUCCCCCCCCCACAAUAGUCUAGGAGGGCUGCCCAGUGGAAAGGUUGUCAGGAGCUUCGGCUGGUGGCCCAGCUACGCCCCUAUCUGGACAUGAAUAGCCUAACUACUGUUGUCUAUGCUUUGGUAAUCUUAAGGUUAGACGACUGCAAUGUGCUAUAUGUAGGGCUGCCUCUGAAGACGGUUUGGAAACUUCAGCUGGUGCAGAAUUCAGUGGCCAGGUUGCUCACUGGAGCAAGACAGCUUGAGCAUAUUACACCAAUCCUAGUCUGACUCCACUGUCUACAAAUUAGUUACGAAGCCCAAUUCAAAGUGCUGGUUUUGACCUAUAAAGCCUUAAAUGGCUCAGGACCGCAAUACCUCAAGGACCGCCUCUUCCCAUAUGAACCUACCCGGACCCUGAGAUCAUCUUCUGAGGCCCUCCUUCGUGUGCCCCCUCCUUGAGAGGUCAGGAGGGUGGCAACACGAGAACAGGGCCUUCUCUGCAGUGGCUCCCCAUCUGUGGAAUGCUCUUCCCAAGGAAGUCCGCCUGGUGCCUUCAUUAAACACCUUUAGCUGCCAGGCAAAAACGUUCUUUUUAACCAGGCCUUUGGUUGAUUUGAUUGACAUCCUAUGCCCUUUUAAAACGUGGUUCUUUCUUGGUGGGUAUGGAGUUGUUUUUAUUUUGAUUAUAUAUUUUGUGGUAUUAUAUUUGUAUUUUGUUCUGUGAAGUGCCCUGAGAUCUUGAAGUAUAGGUCAGCAUCUAAAGCAAGUAAGUAAGUAAGGAAGGAAGGAAGGAAGGUUCACAGUAGCCCAAUCUUGCAUGCAGAAAUCCUUAGCAUUUCUAUGUUGGGCUGGGAAUAUACUGGACCUGAAAUCCAGUCAGUACAGCCAGUAGUGAGCUAGUUGGACCAGAGGUACAUAUAGCUCAGUAUAAGGCCACUUCACCUCUUUCUAGAUAUGUCCAAAAAUCCCAGAGCAUAGGUAUCAGGUAUUAGCAAUGUAGCCAUGUGGCUCACAAUUCUGCUGCAGAACCAUAUCAAAGCUUCCUAUUAGCAGAGGCCCAGGAAGUUCUACCUGCAAAAUACUGCAAGGGGAGAAAGGAGGAGCAAAUCCCGUGAAGUUAUGAGUUGUAAAAAGGAUGUUAUUGGGCCAGUGUGGUUUCUUAUGGGGUUACUCUGGGGAACUGGCACCUUUCCACCCCAAAUGUGAAAAUUGUGGCACUUCCUGUGAUAACUUCAUGGUGAAUACUGGAAGCUGUUUUUCUUAAAAGAAAAAGAACGAGCUCUGAAUAGGGCAGUGCACCAGCCACAACCUCUGGUUCGUACCCCAAUUUAACUUUGGAAAGGAGCAUGGUUUGGUGCAGAAAAUGUGAGAGGGUGACUGACUUGGCUCAGGAUCUGAAUCCCAUACAGAUACUCUGUUUUGUGCAAACUUGGUAUAUGAGAAAACAUUUUAUAUCUUACGCUGUGUCCACAUAAUUUUGAGUCUCCUUGAUUCCCCCCAUAUUUAAUAAGAAAAUGAUUUAUUAACUAUAUAAAUAUGCAUAUGUGAACACUAAUCUAAUUCCACAUUGAGAACGGAAGUUUCCUAGAAGCUGUACAUGGACCCUUUUCAACCUCUGUGUUCUUGGUUUCUUGAACAGACAUGCCUGUUACAGUUUAUAUCUCUGCUGCCAAAACUAACUCAAAUUCCUUUUCACCUACCCCAGGGUAAAAUCCUGCGUCAUUUGGAGUUCCUGAACAAAAAGAGAGAAGAAAUUCUGCCUUCUAAACUGAAUGGGGAGACCGAAAGCCAGAAUCUGCUGGUAAGUGCAAAUCUUCUUGCCUCUCCAGGAUGGUUAUACUUGACAGAGUGAGGCCUUAAUUCUUCGCUUGCACAGUGUCCCAGGUUUGAUCAUUGGCAUUAUCAAUUAAAUGGACAUUGGGUGGUAGAGUUGAGAAAGGUCUCUGCUUCAGACCUUGAAGAGCAGCUGCCUGGAAGUUUAGACAACAUUCAGCAGGAUAGGCUAAAAUUGGUAGGGUUGUCUAGGGGCAAAUGUAGUCCUUGAGUCCAAAAAUGUCCAGCCAUACCAGCAUUAAUUCUUUAAGAAUGAAGUGAACCCCCCAAAGCCAGUCUUCCUCCUCCUCCUUCUCGUCACUUCCUCACGGCCCUACUAUUAGGCAGAGUGAGGUGGCCAAGGCAGGGAAUAGAGAACAGCAGCAGCUUAAUAGAUCGGUAGGUGAGCAGCAGGAAAAUACUGAGGACAGAGGCAAGCAAAGAGGUCGUGUCCUGCAAAGCUAGCCUGCCUGCCACCCUCAGCUGUGAUUGAUGUUCUAUACCAUUGUGAGUGUUGAAGUAAACAUCAGCUGCCCUGCCAGUCAGCUUGUGCACAUAGAAUUAAGGGGACAUCUAAACAUCUUUGUCUGGCCAUGACUCUCUCCUUGCAGAAGCAGACAGACAUGGAGAGGCAGGAAAUCAUGGCCGAUUUCAAGCAAUUGCACCAGUUUCUGGAAGAACAAGAGCGCCUCCUGCUGGCUCAGUUAAAGAAACUGGACGAUGAGAUUAAAAACUGUAGGAAUCAAUAUAUUGCCAAACUCUGUGAGGAAAUGGCCUCCCUUGACAACCUAAUCAGGCAGCUGGAGGAGAAACAGAAGCAGCCAGUGACUGAAUUCUUGCAGGUGAGCAAUGGUGGAACAAAACCGUCCAGGUUGUCCUCUGGGGAAGGGCUGUUCAUUGGUCUAUAGAAGUAUUUACAGUAGGGAUGAGCACUUCAGUAUUUGGUAAUAAUAAACUGCUGGAGGCAACUGGUGCAAGGGACUGAAUUUCUCUCAUUCUGUCUCUUCCAUCUAGAAUAUGAGAAGCAUCCUGGAAAGGUAUGUGGCUUUGAUAUGAAUAUGAAUAAUAUUAAUUUCCGUCCUUGGAGGUAAGGGAUAAUUUUAUUUGGUCUAUACUUUCAUGUGAACCAAUCUAAUUCACUGUUUACAGAAAAAUAAGCAGAUCAAAAAACAGUUACCUAUCUGAUUGCACACUUUUACAAAUUUUGUUUUGGCUUAAAAAAUCCACCCAAAACUGUGUAUCUCAUGCAGGGAAAUGUACAAAAAGCACAUUGGGGGAUGCAUAGAAGAACAUACAAAAUGGAUAGGAUUUUGGGGGGAGAAUGUACAGUUGUACCUCAGGUUAAGUACUUAAUUUGUUCCGGAGGUCCGUUCUUAACUUGAAACUGUUCUUAACCUGAAGCACCACUUCAGCUAAUGGGGCCUCCUGCUGCUGCCGCGCCACUGGAGCACGAUUUCUGUUCUCAUCUUGAAGCAAAGUUCUUAACCCGAGGUACUAUUUCUGGGUUAGCAGUGUCUGUAACCUGAAGCGUAUGUAACCCGAGGUACCACUGUAUAUAAAAUGCAUAUUUUAGGAAGAAGUGAUGAUAUUUCUUCAUCUACUGUAUACUUCAUAUCAUAGCAGAGUUGGUGGUGGUGGUGGUGGAUUAUUAGAUUUCUUACUUGCUCUCCACUGUCAGGUUCCAGGGCAGCUUGUGAAUUAAAAUACAAUAUUAAAAAUAGUUAAAACAAAUUACAAUCCAAGAAAACUGGGUGGGUGCUAAAAUACAUCUCCUAGAUGACAAAGGCCAGGGUAAAGAGAUGCUCUUAUUAGUUACUUGUGUGCAAACAUAAUUUGUUGAAGAAAAUAUUCAGUAAGGCUGUGCUCCAGAUUCAGCUGGAUCCUCAACCAAGUUGUGCCAAUUUAUACCCUGUUCUGAUCAGGAAGAAGCAACGACAAAUCACAACUUUGACACAAGUUAAUCAGGCACUUCUGACCUAGCUGUAAUUUUAAACAUGGUACGGUAUGCAACGUGUGCGUCAAAAUUUCAGGCAGAUAGUUUGAAAAUAUUUUGGCAUCUUCACAGUAAAGUUUAUUUUAAAAAAAGAGGUAAAAUAGAUUACGGAUUGAUCAUUUAUAUGUAAUUUUUAAAUGAAAAAAUGUGUAUGUAAAUUUACACUUUAUACUCUCCACCCCCUUAUACAUCAUUUUCUAGUUUGUAAUAGGUCUUUGUAAUGGUCACAGGGCAGACAAUACCAUUAGUUGCUAUCACAGGGCUCAUCCACAAGUCCGCUUUUCCUGUGAUUUCUAGUCUCGGGUCCGAGAGGCUUUUCUUUUGUCCCUACGCUUUUCCUGGGGAAACCUGCUGCUUAUCACUGUAUAGGCAGAAACAUAAAUCCGCAGAAAACCUGAUAAAUGUUUGCUUCUAUUCAGCUGUAAAUCCACAGAAAACCCGACUGACCUUUGUUCUGAGUCAGUGGUAAACAGAGGGGACUUUCGUGGGGAAAAUGGGGGGAAUGUAAGAAAAACCUGUCAUGGACGAGCCCUUGGUAUCUUCCUGCUGUUCCCACUUUUCUCCUUCAUUCUGACAACUGAAUUAAGAAAGACUUGAAAUGACCUGAUGAGCACAAUAAACCUCACUUUCUUCUUCCUAGAUGUAAUGAAAAUAAGAAUAAAACCAUCAAUGCAAUAGCAUUUCCUCGUGGAUUAAAACAGCAAAUAGAUCAUUUCUCCAAAAUACAUCCUUUUUUGGAGAAGGAGACCAAGAAAUUCAAAGGUAACAAGGGUCAUUGUAUGAUGUUUUAGAUGUGGGACAGAUUAGAUCAAUAGAUAGAUAAAUAAAUAGAUAGAUGAUAGAUAGAGAUAGAUGAUAGAUAGAUAGAUAGAUAGAUAGAUAGAUAGAUAGAUAGAUAGAUAGAGUUGCAUGCCAUGCCAAUUUCCAAACGGUGAAUAUUCCAGGGGUCCCCGGCUGCUUCGCCAGGGUUCGAGUUUCCUAUUGGCAAAUGAGGCACAGCAGAGACUGUGGUGUCUUUAGGAUAUAUGGUUUAUUUACACAUAUAGGCACUCUGAGCCUACAAUGGAGGGAUUCAUAGGCACUCCAAGAGAGUCUUGUUUCUCCCAUAGCCACAGCCUUGCAUUCAAAACAGGAAUCAACCAUCGUGCUCUGAUUCUCUUUCUGUUUUGCUGCCUUUUACAGCCUGUCACAUCCCUAAACUCUACUCCAAAACUCUGGUUUUGUCUUCUAACUCUCUCAGAGCUGGGGGAGGCAACUCUUCUCUGUGUCCCCCACCCCGAACAUGCUUUCAUAACACUUAAUGCUAAUGCUGGAAGAGGGAGAAAGAUGGAGUACUAUGGCUAAAUUUUAGAUUUAGGCCUGAACACACUUGCAAACAUUCUAAAUCUAAAGCAUUGCCCUUGAAGCCCAGUACGAGUAUUGACUUUUUCCUCAUUUCACUUUUAUUCCUCAGACGCUGUGCUCUCUGGACUUCAAGACAAAAAAGGUACAUUUCCAGGUUUGGAAGAUCUUUAAACAGUUUUUGCAGAUGAGAUAUGGGAGGGUUUUGCACUUCAAUCUCCCAGCAGCACAAGAUUGCUGGGGUCCCAAGCUGCCUCCCCUGGGUUCAUAUUUCCUUUUGGGAAAUGAGAGACAGCAGAGACUGUGGUGUCUUUAGGAUAUAUGGUUUUUCCCCACAUAUAUAGAAUCUGAGCCUAUGAUAGAGGGGUUCACAACACGGACACCCCAAGAGAGUCUUGUUUCUCCCAUAGCCCCAGCCUUGCAUUCAAAAUAGGAACCAACCAUCAUGCUCUGAUUCCCUUUCUGUCUUGCUGCCUUUUACAGCCUGUCACAUCCCUAAACUCUGCUCUACGUCAAAACUCUGGUUUUGUCUUCUAACUGUCUCAGAACUGGAGGACUGGGAAGCAAGCAAGAGUAACUGAAGCUUGAAAUUUGAGUGUUCUUUUUUCUAUUUCUCUAUUUAAAAUUCUGAGUAAUCCUCAUUAUUUGGCAUUGAUUUUUCUGAAACACUCCCCCCGUCCCAAUGUUUUCAUAAAAUGUAAUGGGAAUGCUGGAAUGCUGUGGCUUGCUGAAGUCAGCUGGGAGUUCACCACACCUCAACUGGUGUGUGUUAUGAGCACAGCAAGCAGAGUCAUCAGAGAUUUCCUGCUCCCAAUUGAACAACAUCUUCAGAGUUUGUUAAGGGGGAAACUCCUCCCACACAGUUCAAAGUAACCAAGUGUUUAAUGUCUCCAGACACAAGACCAGUCCUUCUGGUCUGAAGUAAAGAUAUGUACGAUCAGAUCCAUUGACACUGAUCACCGUGCUAGCUAAUGCUUCUGUGCAAAACCCACAGCCUCUUUCCCUGAGUCUCACAGUGUCAGACCCUGACAGCAAAUGGGACAGGGCACAGACAAGACAGACAGGAUGAAAGCAAUGCCCCAGAGGCUACUAUUCCUGUCUCUACAUGUGGGCAUAUUUCCUGGACCAAUGGGAGGGUGAAUGACUCCACAAGUCGCACACUCGACCUGCUGGUGUUGCUAUGGCAACCCAGUGCACCCGGCUCCCUUAUCUCAGGGCAUCCAGUCGUGGGAAAUGUGCUCCUCAACGCACGAGCCCCAAGCGCAUUACAGCAACAUGGAAGAGCUCAAACGGUCCUAUACGAUGACUACAUUUUAAAUAUUGGCGUGAACACACUUCCAAGCACUCCUAAUCUAAAGCAUUACCUAGGAGCUAAGUGUGAGUCUCAACUUCUUCCUCAUAUCGGUUUUGUUCCUUAAGCGUUGUGCUCCCUGGACCUCAAGUAAAACAUAUGGUUCCAGAUUGGGCAGCGUUACUUCAGCUGUCUGGACCUCCAGAAAAGAAAGUACAUUUCCAGGUUGGGUAGGGUUCUUUGUUUUGGGUUUUACAUGUGAGAUUGGGAGAAGGGCUGAGCACAGGAGCACAGGAAGCAGCUUUUCUGCAGAGCCAAGCCAACUGCCCAUCUAGCUUCAUAUUGCCAGGAAUGACUGGCAACAGCUCUCCAGGGUUUUAUCCUGGGAACUCACCCUACAGGGAUUGAACCAGGGACCUUUGCAAGCAAGCCUACCUCUGAGCUAGCAUCCUUGCCCUCAAGGGGCGUUCCCUGAGUUUCUGAACUGACCUGCAUGGGGUCACCCCAUUAGUACACUGGCUUUUCAAACCUCCUCCUCACUCAGAGCUGCACAAAACUUGGAUGCAGGUUUUGGGCGCUCCCUCCCUAAUCGUUUCCUUUCUCUUGUAGGUGAAGACAUGGCCAUUCCUAAACUAGUCCUAGAAGCGUAUGGCCAAGCACCAACCCGAGGCAUAUUAAUGGAGCCACAAUCGUUUGCCUUCGGAUUCUCAACAGGCACGUAUUUGAACCAAUCACGCGUUGUCCCCGUAUUCUCAAAUAAGAACAUUAAUUGUUGUUCCUAUGUUAUGGGAGUUGAGAGAAUCACCUCAGGGACUCAUUCCUGGGUAUUGGAUGUGGGGAACGAGAACUUCUGGGCUGUGGGGGUUGUCAAGGAGUCUUUAAGGGGUCACAAUAUUGUCAAUUUGAAUGAUGGAAUUGGGAUCUGGGCUAUUGGGAGGAUUUCUAAUGAUGCAUAUUAUGCUUCCACUUCUCCUGGAAUAUCUCUGGGAGCCUCACCCUCGGCCAGCACACAACCCCUUACAUUCUACAUAGGAGGGAUUCGGCCAAAGAGGAUCCGUGUGCUUGUGAACUAUGAAGCAGAAGUAAUACUCUUCCGUGAUGCUGACUCAAAUAAUGAUCUCUUUACCUUCUUCCGUGCUUUGUUCUCUGGGGAGAAAAUCUGCUCCUUUGUCUGUGUUGGGAAAUGAGAUGAGGUUGCCGUUUGGUGCAAACUUGACAGGCCAGCGGGAGGUGCCAAGCCCUUUAAAACCAGGGAUGGGUGGGGAAGUUUAAAAAACAGCAUGGGGGUCAGGAGGAAGGAACUGAAUCCUCUCCCCACCCAUACUUUCCUUCCUCAAAGGUCUGGGGAAAGAACUUUUUUUUGGGGGGGGGGUAUGUGUGGUGUGGAAAGGGCUCAGGAUAUUAAGUCCCCGCCCCAAACUGCCAACUUCUUUAGAGGGAAUUAGUAACAGUCUGACUCUGUCAUGUAGUGUCAUUGCUGUCAAGUCUGAAUGGACCCUGCAGGCUUUCCCCUCCAAAUAGCGCUCUGUUGUGGGAAACAAAACACAUGAAAACUGCCAUUCAGACACAGCUUCAGGGGGAAGUAGCUGAAGAGGGGGGGGGGCUUUUCAACGAGGAACUGGCAUGAGGCCCUGAUCCAGAUUGGCAGCGUGCUUCGGAUCACAACCCCAUAGCUAUAUUUUAUUUGGAAAAGAAGCACACAAAAUAGAAGCAUGAUUAAAAAGGAAUUGUCUGCAAAUACAUGACAGACAAAUAGAGACUUGAUAUGGGGGCAUUUAAAUGCCCCCUUAAUUAUCUAAAGAGGUGGGUUGUUUUAUGUGCUUCGAGUAGUUGUUCUGUGUCUUUUUAUAAUUGUUUAGUUGUUGUCACUCACUCUGGGACCUGAUGUCGAAAGGUGUGUAAGAAACCUUGUAAAUAAAUAAAAGCAAUUCCGCUUACUGCAUUUGUGCGUGCCAUUAAUCGCUUAAUGUCCAAACUGCUCAGGGUGUGGUAGUGGCCCAAAGGGCCAUAAUGAAUGUGAUAAUGUGAACCCCUAUAAAUCCUUCAAUAUGCUUCUAAUAGAGAAGUUAUGGUAACCUGUUGCUUUAAGAAACUGAGGAUUUUGCAAGACGCCGUCCCCCACUGGGACAGAAGGGCAGCCAAUGCGUGAAUCACGAAGAUACAGCUCAUAAGUUAGAACGCAAGUUGAUACACGGUGCAAAUGGCUGCACGUAACACAGGUUCCCAACUUGCAUACUAAGACACUGUAACAGAGCACGGUGAGAAUCAAAGUUUAGUUAGCAAUGCUUAUUGUGCAUGUGUAUUAAACAUGAAAUGAGGUAAUGAUGUACAUGACUGGUGAAAAUUGAAAUCCUUUGUUUGAAAUGUUAUAAAUACCACCGCCCUGACCCUUGGGCGGGGUUGCAGUUUUGCGAAAAGAUUCGACUGUAACCUAUUGCUUUGCAAUAAACAACAAUGGACUCUUAACUCCUCUUGUCUCUGAGUUUUAUUGGCGUAAACUCAGAAGGUAAGCCAUUUUUGGCUUGCAACAAGGGGAUUUGCAGAACCAAAGUUAAGUAUCUCUAGUCUGAACCAGUGGAGGACAAGGUGCUCACGUCUGCUCUUAUAUUAUUACUCUUAAACUGCUGUUGCUUUAUUUGAGUCUUUAAUAUAUGAAAUAAACAAGGGCUCCAUUGAUCCAGGAAGUGGGAGCUGUGGUCUGAACCAGCAGGGCUCAUCUGAAAGUAUGUGCUUUUAAGUGAGAUAAAAAUCAAAACAAUUACUCUAUGUUUGAAAUGACUGGCUUCAGAUUUAACAUUUUCCAACCCUAGUGGGAGCUUGAGCUCUUUUAUUAUUAUUAUUAUUGCGUGAAAACAUUUAUUUCAGUAAGCCCACAUAGACACAUCUUUAAUUGUGUACAGUUGCUUUUAAAUUCUUGCAGAUUUUACCACAGCUUAGUUUUUUUUGGUGUUGUUUUUUUUUUGAGGAGCUGGUUUCCAAACAUUUCCAAAUAAACAAAACAACAGUAUUUCAAUAGCAUUUACUAAAAACAGAAGUAAGCUAUGCAUCAAAUAAAACUGAACAGAAAAUUUAAAAAAUUAGGAGCCAGAGUCUAAACAUGUAAGUUUUUAAGAGAUGUUUGGAAAUCUCUACUAUCUCUGUCUCAUGAAUUAUCUGAGAGAGAGCAUUCCAGAGGGUGGGUGCUGCACCCACAAAUGAAGUGACCACCCAUGGGUGUUGGAGUGACCCCAGCAGGGCCUCAUCAGCUUGAGCUCUUACUGCUGAAUUUUGUCUCUCGUUUCACCCAAUUUCAAGGGACUGGUUCAAAUUUCAUCUGAAGAACAACUGGCAUUUUGAUCAUAUAAAACAUAGCUGCUUAUUCACAUCUUCCUGGUCUGACAACAGGGCAGGCGGAUGGGAUUCUGGCUCACCCUUCUCAUGGUUCAUGUACAGUGGUACCUCGGUUUAAGAACAGCCCUCUUUACGAACUACAGUGGAAACUUGUGUUAUGUACCGUCCUCCUUGCAAACACUUCGGGUUACGAGUUCCGCUAACCCGGAAGUAGAUGCUCCCAGUUGCAAAUUAUGCCCCGGGAUGUGAGUGGAAGUUGCACACCGGCAGUGUGGCAGCAGCGGGAGGCGCUAUUAGCGAAAGCGCACCUCAUGCUAUGAGCGGUUUUGGCUUAAGAAUGGACCUCCGUAACGAAUUAAGUUUGUAACCGGAGGUACCACUGUAUUCAGUUUACAAACUCCGCAAAACCGGAAGUAGUGUCCCAGAACAGAAGCCAAACGGUAGAAGGGCACUGGCAGCAGGAGGCCUCAUUAGGGAAAGCGCGCCUCCGUUUAAGAAUGGUUUUGGUUUAAGAACGGACUUCCGGAAUGGAUUAAGUUCGUAAACUGAAGUACCACUGUACUUUGUAAACAACAGUGAAGGAACAGUAUGUAGACUCAAACAGGGCAGACUUCUGUCACAUUCUAGUCUUGUUUGUUUUGGGGGAAGUUCCCACACAUUGAAAUUUAAGUUCCAUUCCAUUUGCUUUCUAUUGUUAACACCUGCACAAAAGCUAAAUACAGAUCACCACAGUAACAUGCAAAACAAGAGUCAUGUUCCUAUGCCACGUCCUCCGACAGUUCAUACCUGCUUCAGCUGAGCUGGCGAUCAGCAGUCCUCCUGAAUCAGGCUGGAGAUCCAUCAAAGAUACCCUCAACAGGCGACUGACUGGUAAUAAUCUGGGGGCAUUCUUAAAGAAAAGUAGACUCCUUUUCUUAAAGAGAUGGAAAAUGUGGUAAAGUUUCUGGGACAAAAACUGUUGUUUAAAUAUCUCUGCUAUCAGAUCCAGAGAGAAACACACCCACUGAGCAUGGAGUCUCUGAGAUCUGUGCAGAAUAAGUUGCAAGGUUAUGAGCCAGACACAAGGAAUCUGGUCGCAUGCUUGGAAGUGGCAAUGAGGAAUUUCAAGGAGGAGCCUAGAUGCGUGAAGGAGAAUGCCACUUUGUUGAUCAAGAGUGAUGGGGUCGAGUUGAAAUUCUCCUGUGGGAAUCAGAAAUGUCUCAUCUGCAUAGAUGACGCUGGUGGAGAGCUCAUGUACAAUGCCUCUGAACUCUCAGGGGAUGUUUAUCUGCUGAGAUUAUGUUGCAGGCCCCAGGCACUGAAUGUGGCAAGUCUUCAGGGAGUGAAGGAAAGUUUGGAGAAAUGGGAGAUGGGAGAAGAUUUGAGAAGAUGUCUGAAGCUAGCCCUGAAGGAGUUCCCUAAGGAACCCUUAUUAGUGCAGGAAAAUGCCCGGUUGAUCAUUAGGAAACGCAAGGUUCAACUGGAGUUCAUCUCUGGAACAGGGCAAUGUGAGAUAUCGGUGUGCUUUGACAAGGGGGAACCUCAUUAUGAGGUUGAACCAAAGACCUGGGAAAUGUAUCGCAAACGGCUACCACUCCACAAGGAACACCUGAAUGCCAAGAAUUUGGAAAGGAUCCGUAGAACAGUGAGAUCCCUAGCAGGGACGCCUCCUGAUGUCCGGAAGAGCCUUAAUAUUGCCUUGCACAGGUUCUGCCAGGAACCGGAGGAUGUGAAGAAGAAUGCCCGCAUGGUGAUUGAAGUGGAAGGAGGGGAGAUGGAGCUAAUCUCUGGGACCAGAGAGAAUUGCAUCGAUGUCUCCUGCGUCGGUGGGGAAAUAUCCUACAGAUGCAGCCGUCCAGCUCCAAGGCACAGGAAAGGGGUUCAAAGCAGGCAGGCACGAGGACGCCAUCUCCAACGCUACCAGCCCUACCCACGCUACCACCGUGAUUAACUCCCGCCCGGAAACCAAUGUCCCCACUGUGGAAGGACGUGUGGAUCCAGAAUCGGCCUCCACAGUCACUUACGGACUCAUUGUUAAAACUGUGUUUAUAGAAGACAAUCUUACUCGGCUAUGAGUGAUCACCAAAGAAGAAGAAGACCAGCAGAGUUUCUUCUUGUGGCGCUAAGCUUUGUUGUUCAUGGGCACCACCUACGUACCUAAACAUUGUCAGCUCAACCUCACAGGUCUAUCUGCUUUCAGCAAGUCCUACAAAUUUCUGGCAUGGGAGUUGCUCAGACCGCUCCCCAUUUCCUGCCAUUUUCUUAGGAUCACGACCCCCACCUGAUUUUGACCUUCUAUUCGCUGAUGUUGCUGACCUUCUGCCCUGGUACUGUUGCCUAAGAUCUCACGUGCUGCUUGACCUUCACAAUGCUCCUGCCUCUGAGAGCUCUGAUCCAGAUCCGACUUCUCUGAAACUGGACCUUAUGUUGUGGAUGCCCCUGUCUCCGGCCAUUGGAUCCUGA